CGGCGGCCGUGCCUCCGCGCGGGCGCGCGGGCAUGCCGACACCCACUCGGCCGGUCCCGGCGUCCCGGCUCCCGGAAGCGGAAGGGGAGCGCGGCCCGGCCUGGGCGGCGGAGGCGCGGAGCCGAGUGGAGAGCUGCGGCGCGGGCGGCGGUACUUACAGGGAACUGUUAAUGACGGGAGGCCCAUAUGAUGAAAUAAGUAAAUAAAGAAAUAAAUAAAAGAAUGACUCAAGAAGAUACUACUUCUCAAUGCAAGUGCCAGACAAAGUACAGCUCAUCUCAGUGAAUCUGCAAGUUGGUUGUCUUCCUGUGGGUUGGCAGGCAGUUCUAGGACUGCAGGAUGGGUCUUCGGAUUCACUUUGUUGUUGACCCACAUGGUUGGUGCUGCAUGGGUUUGAUUGUCUUUGUCUGGUUAUACAAUAUUGUUUUAAUUCCCAAAAUUGUCCUCUUUCCUCACUAUGAAGAAGGACAUAUUCCAGGCAUUUUAAUAAUAAUAUUCUAUGGCAUUUCCAUAUUCUGUCUGGUUGCCUUAGUGAGGGCCUCCUUAACUGAUCCUGGAAGACUCCCUGAAAACCCCAAGAUCCCACAUGCAGAACGGGAGCUCUGGGAGCUGUGCAACAAGUGUAAUCUGAUGAGGCCAAAGCGUUCCCAUCACUGCAGCCGCUGUGGCCACUGUGUGAGGAGGAUGGACCACCACUGUCCUUGGAUAAACAACUGUGUGGGUGAGGACAACCACUGGCUCUUCCUGCAGCUCUGCUUCUACACCGAACUUCUCACGUGCUACGCACUGAUGUUUUCUUUCUGCCACUAUUACUACUUCCUUCCGCUGAAAAAGCGUAAUUUGGACCUCUUUGUUGUUCGGCAUGAGCUGGCUAUCAUGAGACUAGCUGCCUUUAUGGGCAUUACUAUGUUAGUUGGAAUAACAGGACUCUUUUAUACACAACUGAUUGGCAUCAUCACAGAUACAACAUCUAUUGAAAAGAUGUCAAACUGUUGUGAAGAAAUAUCGCGGCCCCGGAAGCCAUGGCAGCAGACCUUCUCAGAGGUUUUUGGCACUCGUUGGAAGAUCCUGUGGUUCAUUCCUUUCAGGCAGAGGCAACCACUGCGCGUUCCCUACCACUUUGCCAAUCACGUCUAACAGAUGGAUGGUGGGCACAGAUGGGUCCUCCAUGCUGGAAAUGCGUUACAGGUUUUAUGAGAAUAGAACUAUGACAGUCUUCAAGUCAAUUAAAAUCCACCCACCAAUCUUAGGCAUCAUAAUGUGCCCCAGGCUUUAUUUUAAUAGUGAUCUUGAUCCUGUUGUGGGACUAAUACAAGAUCUAUAUUUAAGUUUUAAAAGCAUGUUUACUUUCAAAUUAGCCUUCCACUAGGAUUUCUUUAAAUGCUUUUGUUACUAAACUCAAAAGGCAGUGAUUCGGAUGAAAUAAUUGUACAUAAAUUUCCUUCAGUACUCACAGUAUCUUAAAUUUUAAUUUAUAGGAAAUUUGAGAUGUUUAAUGUUUACCUUUAAGCAGUACUAACCAAAUUUGAAUUUAAUUCUUCAGGUUUACAAAACUUGGUACACUUUCUUAUGUGUAAAUUUUCUUUUUUGAAUAUGUUACAAUGCUUUUUACUACUUCCUUUUACAGUGCUGCAGGCUUUUAACAUGCAGUGUAGGGUGAGCAGCAGAGGACAGCUGGCCUAGGAGCAGCUCUCCGGGCCUUCCUUCUUUCCUGCUCCUCAGAGGCGAAGCAAGGUGCACGAGUCAUGCGCCAACUGCUACCUUAUUAGAAACGAGAACCUCACUGUCCCUUCCGCUGCGGUAGUGAUUGUUACAGGAUGUUUGCUCCCGGGAAAAUUAGUGACCAGUCAGGCAUCUAGUCCUGUUUUCCCCUAGGAUUCUAAAGACUGAAAAGAAUAGGAAGUUUGCAAUAAUUCCAGUUACUUCUUCAAGUGCAGUUAUAUCAGAAUGCAGAUGUUUUAAAAUGCUAAUAUAACUGGAUGGUGUGUAAUACACAGUAUACAAAGGAAUACUGUGUUUUAAAGUAUGUAUAUUUUUACUUACCUGCCAGUAGAUCUCUCUGUACACAUUGAUGGUUUAUAUAUUAUAUAAUAGAUACUGGUCAACUCAGAUCAAAGUUUAAAAGUAGGUCAUUAACUUUAUAUAUCAGUAAUCACCCAGGUUGAAAUUGAAUUUCCAUUGCCCAGUUAUGAUUUACAUCACUCUAGAGACCUUUUAUUAAUAGCUGAUGCCAAGAAAUUAUCUUAAAGAAGAAUAGUCCAUGGUAGUGAUGGUCCUUGACAUGGAGCCUUUUUGUAUUUGAAGACAUUUUUGUAUAAUUUAAUUUUUUCAUUUAGAACACUGCAAAUCCAUAUGUUUGAAAAGUGUGUGUGCUAGUGAUCUUUCCCCUGAAAAUAAUAGUGAAGAAAGCUACUACUCCUGAACCAUAUACAUACUUUUCUUAAGGUUGUUGUAAAGUACAGAAUCAUAGCUGGGAAAUGCUGAGACAGAGAUAAUUAUUGUUAGCUAGUCAGCUGUACUGUGGCUAGUUCUUUCAGAUACUGUAAAUGUCUUAUAAAAUAUUCUGAAGUAAUAGAAUAAGCUCUUUUCAGAAAUAUUAAUGCCAUAUUUUCAUGUUCUAAUUAUGUUUAUUAUUUAAAGUCUUAGAAGUGGCAGAUGAAAAUAUUUAUUGGUGCUAAGACAUUUAGUAAGUUUAAUAUAAGAAACAUUUAUAAAGGUUAGGAAACAUAAAAUUAGUGUGUUUAUUUUAAGAAAAGGGGUUGGAUUUUGUGCAAGCUGAUUGACUAAAUUGGCUGAUGACAGAUUCUAAAAGGAAGUGGUGUAUAUAUAAUGUAGGGAGAUACAAGUUGAUGCCUUCAGCUGUAUAUAUUCUAUUCACAUAAGACCUGGAGCAUCCAUAGCAGAGCCAAAUAAAGGCCUGGUAUGGAGCUUUGUAGACUUGCUUAUAUUCUGGAGUAGCAGUAGCUCUGACACAAGGUAAUGGGAAUGAUCUCUUUCCCAUACUGAGGAUUGUGGGUAUGGUUUUCUUAGGUUUACCACUUCUAGGGCACAUUCUCUUCCCUUUGUCUUUACUCUCCUGGGUCCCGAUCCUCUCCACAGUUUCUUUGAGUCAUUGGACUACAAACUAAUGCACUAGUUUGAGCUACAGAAAUGCUACUGUCAAUGUAUUUACAUAAUCUAUAUUGCAGUAUAUCUAUAUAUACUUAUGCAGUAUUGUCAAAUGUAUGUCUAACCCCACGAGGGGUUUGUAAUCACUGUUGGAUUCCUGGAGAAACGCCUAUUGGCCAUUUCCUAGGGAUUAAGCUCCUAUGUUCUUUCUGCGCCCUCUUUUGGCUAAUUGAUGUAAUUAUACUGGCUCUAGGCUUUCACUGUCCCAUUAGUGGGUUGUAUCUCCAAUCUGUGAACAUGUCAGAGGUACACACUUAUGGGAAUAUAUGUAGAAAAGUGUAAAAUUUUAUGAAAAUUGAAAAUGAAUGUGUUACUGUUGGUGAUGCUCCUUCUAGGUAAAUUGCUUGGCUUCAUGUAUGUGUAUUCUUGUACACUUUACUGUCAAUCACAAAUUUAGAUUAGGAUAAGCUAUUUCAUAUUUUACUUUAAACCUUAUUUUGGUAAUUUAAUUCGUUAUCAUUAUGAAGACUUACUUUAAAAUUACUAUUUUAUUACAGAACAAAACAUUUAUUACAAUUGCUGUGGCAACCAUGUUAUCCAAUGUGUUUUACUGAAUAUCAAAAAAAUACAUUUAAUUUUUCAGUUCAGUAUUGGAGUGGUCUCACACAUACACAGACUCAAUUGCCUUAAAUAAUUAAUAAUUGAUUAAUAAUACUAUUUUUUCUUUGCUUUUUAAGAAACCUUCUCAGUCAGUUAAGCCUGUAGAUUCCAUAGUCGCCUCCCUUGUCACUCUGAAUAGCCCUGGGAAUGACUGCAUGUGUGGCGUGCUGGAAAGCACCUAGCAGUGAGAUUGCCUUUCAGUCUGUAUAUUAUGUUGAAGUAUUUGUUUAUAAGUUCCCAUUUAAGUUUAGCAAAAUGUGUGUUAAAUGAUAUUUUACAUUAGCAGAAUCAUUUCUUGGGCUUCUGGAGUUAAAAUAUUAUUAUUGGGCUGCAGUUACACUUGGCAAACAAUUAGGGAUGGGCCUGCAAGGUGGCUCAGCACAGAAAGGCAUUUGCUGUGCAAGACUGGUGACCAGAUUGUUUCCAGAACCCAUUUAAAGGUGAAAGUGAAGAAAAAAACAAAAACAAAAACCAAACCUGGCUCCACAGAGUUGUGCUCUGACCUCUAGAAACAUGCUUGGCACACAGGCUCCUCCCCAGCAUCAUGUGCGCGUGCGCACGCUCUCUCUCUCUCUCUCUCUCUCUCUCUCUCUCUCUCUCUCUCACACACACACACACACACACACAAUCUUUAAAACUUUAAUUGGAUAAGUUUAAUGUAGGCAACAAUGGACUUAGUUCAUAGUCUCUUAAACAUUAAGUGAGCUAUUUAAGAGUCUUGGUACUUUGUAACCAGACUUGUUUCAAAUUACUAAGCUAGCUGAUGUUACAUGAAAAUAAAAACACUAUUUUGUUUAAAAAUUAUUUUAAAAUAUCUUAGUUAAUAUGAAAGAGCCAUUUACAAUUGUAGCUAACAUAGUAACUCUGUUUCAGAAGACAGUUUACUUAAUAGUAAUAAAGUAGGGGCUGGGUGUACCUCAGUGACGGUGCACAAGAGGCCCUGGUUCAAGACCAGGAGGAGAAAGGGAGAGAUGUAGAGGAAGUGAGGCAGCCCUCUCAGCUAACACUGGACCAUCUCCCUAAUGCGGAGAGGUGGCUCCAGUAAGGAUGGUAGCUCAUUCUAACCAGUCUUAAUCGACUUCAAGUUACUUCUAAACAAGUAACUGUUUUGUGUGAAGGAUGUGUUAAUCCUAAACACUAAUCACAAAGAUCCAAAUUAUGAGCACACUUCCAAACAGGAAGUACCAAUGAAUUUAGAUGAAAGCCACAUAGUUUCCUAUGUUAGAUCAUAGGUAGUUUGAAUGUUCUUACAUGCAUUGCUAAAAAUCACAACCUGUCUUGCAGUGGCUUAAUAUGGCACUAAUAUUCAUUAACAUUUGCUAAUUUUUGUCUAGACUGUCUGUCUGUUCUCUGGCUAGUUAGUUCUCUUGUAUGUCACGUGUCCGAUAACCUAGCUACAGUUCACUAAACUAUAGAAGUUCAUUAUGUAAAUUUUGACAUGAACUCUACUACAUGGAUAUAUUGGAAAUUUAUUACAAACAUUAUAUAUUUACUAAUAGUUAAAACAUUAGACUUUCAUCCACCUCUAUUAAUGCUUUGAAAAUUACAAGUAUUGGCAAAUGUAGUUAGUAAGUCCUAUAAACUUAGUGUGUUCUACUUGCUAGUAUUAUUGACCAUAUAGUUAACUAAUGAGUGAGUAUAUGAUUCAGUACCCACAUCUGUUGCCUUCUGUUGUAGGUACCAUGCUCAGAAUUUACCUACCCAUACAGAUUUUAGCAUAGUUAUGUUUAGCUGUUCUUAGAUUCUACUAUACUCUAUAGCAGACGUGGGGAAAGAUUAGAAGCUGUUUACUUGAAGUAUUUUAUCCCAGUAUCGUCAUUGACUGUAGGAACUAAUAGUUAGCAUUUAUGCUGCCUUUGUGAUGGUUUAACUUCAAGAAGUGACUUUUCUCACUUCCAUUAUCUUUCUGCUUUUUUUUUUUUUAAACAAAAUUUAUUUUUAAAAGCCAUUUUGUUAAAACCAAAUAACAUUUUUAUCAGUUCUUUAGAUGUGGCAAUAUUAUCUGCUAGUGAUAAUUUGGAACAAAUUAUUAUUAUUUGAAGACAGUGUUUCACUGGCUUUGAACUCAGAAUCCUUCUACCUUCGCCUCCCAGGUUCUGGGGUUACAGUCGUCAUAUGCUGCUGUGUUUGGCUUCAUGCUUAACAUUCUUGAGUCAUUGGUAUUACUGAUGUCAUUAUCAUAUCUUUUACUAUAUUGUUGUUUUUCCUCCCCACGUACCCUAGAGUUCAGGUACCAAUGAGCAGUGAAUAGCCAAAAAUUGGAUAAAGAAAGUAGGAGCAUUAGUAGGAUGGAGAGAAGGCUGAAUGGACAUGAAUAAUCAGCCUCUCUGCAAAAGAGUUGACUGGGCCUGGGCCUGGGAUACCAGAGACUCCCCUUGCCAUCUCCUCAUCCCCGGCUAGCACCAUUUACUGUAAGAGUUGUUUGUUCUGGAAAGCAUUUGCUCCGAGUUAUUUCAUCUCCACUUAUAUUGCUCUUUCUCUUCAGCUGGCCAGAUGCUCUUGAGAGAUGGUUUUUAAUUUUAGAGAAUUGUGUAGGCUAUGUUAACCUGCAUCGAUUUUAACAUGCACAUGUUAAAAUAACAUGGAAGUGCAGCUGUGUGAUACAGAGGAGAAAUCAUAGGUUGCCCGACAUUUGAGAAAACUGGAACCUAUUUUAGCAGUCUCUUAGGGCAAAAAAGAACACUGAGUCACCAGAGAAAAUCAACAGUUUAGGUAUGAAGGAUGGUUUACACUUUAAAGAUUGGGGUCUUCUGCUGUUCUUAAGACCCUGGCGGUCUUCGUUUCUGUUGGCAUUUUUAAUUCAUUGCCUCGUGUGUGUGCUGGUAGUGCUUCCCACACUUGCUCAACUGUAUAAUUAACUAAUUACACACAUAUUAACAUAUUUUUCAUCUCAGAAGCUUUAUGUGUAAAGAUGUGGCCUGAACUGCCAUAACCAGACCAUCUCCUUUUGUAGCUUUGCUUGCCCAUUUCACUCAGCAUGGUGUCUGAUCGUUUGUAGGCUGUCAGUUAAGAGAGAAGAUUGUGUGCGUACUGUGAGCUUUGUGUCCGAGCCAGUGUGGAUGGAUGGUGUUUUAACCUCCUGGUGCCUGAAACUUGUGUUUUACAACCUGGGCAACUAAAACAUCCUGGUGCUAUUCACUUUAGCUUUGAGUUACAGUUUUAAUUCUUGAACCAAAGAGUUAAUUUUCUUUUUGGUUGGCUGGAAGUUAGCUUCUCACAUCUAUGUCUGAAGAAGUGAACAGUUGAUGGAGCUUACUUUCUCUGUGUGCUGGCUUGGCAGAGUCAGUUGAAAAUGAUAGUUAUUUAGACUUAGUUUUCAUUCUGUUAUGCAGAGUGGUGUGGGUUUUAAUUUUGUAUUUUAAUAUAGUGUGGCUACUUUAUAAGGUCUUUUACUAGCUGAAGCUACUAAAAUUAUUGAAUCACUUUUCCCCUUGGUUUCACUUUGGCAGAGAAGAAAAACAUUAUUUCUAUAAGCAAAGUAUUCUAUUAGACACAAAUGCUAAAAGAAAGGGCAAAUAAUGUGUCCAUUUUUAAUUACAAGUCAAGAAUUUAGCAUUUCUCUCUAUGUGGGUAUAAUCCUUAAUGGCUUAAAGAAUGGUAUAGGUAUUUGCCUAUUUUUGAAAAUAAGAUGAAAUUAAAGGACACUUUAAAAAAAUAUAAACCAUAUACACACUUUCCCAAUAGGAAAUGCAAAAGUACCUUGAUUUGAGCAAACAUCAACUUCUUGAACAGAAGUUGAACUUUACAAUAGAAGCAGUCUGGAUGCUGCUGCUUACAUGGAAAUUAGAAUAAGAUUGUUUUACAAACAGAUUUUUUUAGUGAUUCAUUUCACAUGACUGGCAGAACACAGUCCUAUGGAUGGACUUGUCUGGAGGUAAUACUGCUGCAUGUGGUUGGCGUCCCUGUUCUUCCCCAGAAGCUCUACAGACACUCAUCAUGUCUCCUUAAAACUGAAGCUGAGUGACUGACGGACUCAGGCCAGGAAGUGACAGAGCAGGCGGCUGGGAAAGUUGACAGUCUCACUGACAUAGCUCUGUUGUUUCCAUCGGCUUCAGUCUGUGUCUCCUUAAUGUUGAUCCAGUAUGUGGUUUGGCAGUGAAUUCUGAAUGGAAAAAAGAAUCAAGUCUAAAACUUGAGAGGUGACGAACUCAUGUGCAUGAAGUAUGUCCAGAUGAGCAGAUAAGAGAGGAAGCAGGCACUGGGUGGGGAGGGCGGCGGGGAGGGCAGCACUGUGUCCCUUGUGAGUUGUGUCGCCACUGGAUUGACCCAUAAUAAUCCUACUCCUUGUCCAUUGUUCAAAAGGUAGAAUGUAGUAAUUUUUCCCAAGUUGUAGAUAGGAACCAAUUUACCACUGCUUUCUGUGUCUUGGUGUGAUUAUUAAAAAGCAAAGAAAAAAUUAAUAUAGAUAGAAAAAAAUCAACUGAAGGUAAAAAAGGAAGAAAUUCCACCCCAAUCAGAGGUAUGCAGAUCAGUGGGUUGUGAGCCCAAGACAGAAGAGGCUCUUGGGAAAACCGAGUUCGUGGACCAUGAUAGAUGAGCACACUCUGUGCCUGGGAUUACUCUGGCAAAUGCAGUCACCACCUGUGUCAUUUUGAGACUCCUAAAAUUCGAUGUCAGCCCCAAUUCUCACAUAUUCCUAAUGAAAGACCCUUCCUGAGUUGUAAUAAUGGUGUUACUGUCAGUGUCUAGGAAGACCCUGUCUGAAAGCUUGCCGUGUGCUUUUCAGUCAGCUGUAGUGUGUGUGAGCCUGAGGGCAAUUGCCUGCCUUGUCUGCUGUUUUGCUUUGUCUUACCCUAAGAAAAUCUUCACUAACAUUUCGAGUGUAAUGAGGGGGAGAGUGCGUAAGAGAAGCAAGAGUGCUUCGAGGAGAGGAAGGAUGCUGAGAGGUGGGAACUGUGAGAGGCCUCAUUUGUCUAGAUGAGAAGUCUACACUGCUUCUUGGAGGGAAAACGAACUGUGUAUCUACCUUAAGAACAACAUUGCUUUUAAUUUAUUUUAGUGAUUUGUUUUAUUCAUGUAAUGUUCUAUUUUCUUUGCAAAUUGCUUUUAAUUUAAAUUGUGGAAUUUUUACUUCUCUUGAGAUGUACUAUGUACUGUAUUUUUAGAAAUCUUAUUUUUAAAUAAAUAUUUUUGAAAAACA
Peromyscus maniculatus bairdii (prairie deer mouse) is the source of this 8908-nucleotide messenger RNA. RefSeq names its product zDHHC palmitoyltransferase 21 (gene Zdhhc21). Gene Ontology annotation, biological process: protein targeting to membrane; peptidyl-L-cysteine S-palmitoylation. The record is from RefSeq and is a predicted model, not a curated record. Lineage: Eukaryota; Metazoa; Chordata; Mammalia; Rodentia; Cricetidae. Gene Ontology annotation, molecular function: protein-cysteine S-palmitoyltransferase activity. Gene Ontology annotation, cellular component: endoplasmic reticulum; Golgi apparatus.